AUGACAGUCAGCGUUAAGAUAUUAGUUUUAUUCUUGUGCCUGGGUCUGUGUCAGGCGCGUUUACGUCGCGUGCAGGCUUUGGGUCGCAGCGCUGAUUCGGACAAAGGUCAAGAUGAAAAUGUGGCACAACUUGUGCUUUUCGCGCCCGGAGAACAGCUCAAGCCGGAGAGCCAAAACGAGCCCAAUUUCCAUGAGCCACAGAUUAUCGAACAAGAGCCAGAGAAGGAUGGACGCAAGGUACCCGACUAUCUGUACUCCAAUGCGAUUCCCCUGCUGCACGAGUCCAAUGUCAAGUAUCGCCUGCCUCAGUUGACCGCCUUUCCCGUCAGCUACGGACAACAAAUUGUCAGCAAUCCAAGUCGAGCUUCCGCGAACAACAACAAACUCGGCUUGGACGCCUCUUCGUAUGUGCUGGUGCCACGUGUCCAACUGGGCUUCAAUCUGCAGAGCCAAGCAGGUCUGAGCUUCCCAGGAUUCAAUCUGAUGCCCAGCCCACAGACCGGCCUACCAACUGAACCGAAGGAGGAGGCACAGCAAACCGCAUACAUUCCAAUUCCAGUGCCCGGGCCACCUGGACCCCCGGGUCCACCAGGUCCGCCAGGUCCGCCAGGUCCAGCCGGGCCUCGCGGCUUCACAGGUGCAACAGGACCACGCGGCAGGGACAGCACACGCGCAUCACCUGGCAGUGUGGCCAAUACAGCACAGCCGCCACAAAGCCUUUGGUAUACCCAGAGCAACAGCAAUAUCAAUGGGAAUAAUCAGCCGCAAUAUGAACAUUUCUCGAGUGGUUAUCAAAACUGA
Molecule: messenger RNA, 801 nt
Organism: Drosophila hydei
Lineage: Eukaryota; Metazoa; Arthropoda; Insecta; Diptera; Drosophilidae
Product: collagen alpha-1(XXV) chain
Exons: 2
Coding region: 1-801 (266 amino acids)
Source: RefSeq, a predicted model, not a curated record